Molecule: messenger RNA, 960 nt
Organism: Apodemus sylvaticus (European woodmouse)
Lineage: Eukaryota; Metazoa; Chordata; Mammalia; Rodentia; Muridae
Gene: C7H11orf65
Product: chromosome 7 C11orf65 homolog
Exons: 8
Coding region: 1-960 (319 amino acids)
Source: RefSeq, a predicted model, not a curated record
AUGUCUGUGAAAUAUUCCCAAGAUCACUCAAGGCAGGAAAUAGCUGCGAGAAUCAUUCAGAAGGCCUGGAAAGCUUUCCUUAAUGUUUCCGUAUUCCAGCAUUUUAAAAGUCUGAUCGACUUAAGAAGACAAGGGGAGCCCCGUCAGAUAGUGAGGUACAUUAACCCGAAAGAGGCAGAGCUCCUAGAUGCUGCUGCUGGCGUCCAAGUACGAUUCAGAUUGGGCGGGGUUAAAUUCCCACCUGAGAUAUACUAUAAGAUUUUUACUCACAGACAUAUUGAAGAUCUGUGUGCUAACAGCCCCAGAGAUUACACAAAGCUUCCAGCAAGAUACACAUCUCAUAACAAAGAUGAUCCACCUCAGGCGGAGGACAACAGCAACAGUGGCUGGUACCGCCGUGUAGAGAACAAUGGCUGGCGGCCUGUUUCCUAUAGGUUUUGGAUGCCAACUGAAAGCGAAGUGUUGGACAGCACGAAGGAAAGUGAAUUUCACUUCUCUAAACUGAAGAGGAAGCAAGAUCUGGAAAAGAAAAGAAAAAUUAAAAAAAUUGAGUGGAUGAGGCAAAUGUACUACAUGGGAAGCCUGGAGGCCAAGGCAACAGAUCAUGAGACUCUAGGUCUAAUUCAGAAAGCAACAAAAGGCCUAAUCAAGAGUAUUGAAGAUGGUGGAGUGGAUUCUGUGAUGGAAUGGGAAGUAGAUGAAGUGCUGAACUGGACGAAUACACUCAACUUUGAUGAGUAUAUUGCAAGCUGGAGAGAAACUGCUACAAGCAACUCUUCAGCUAAUUUAAAAGAUGUCAAGCUUCAACGAAUACAGAAAAGCCUGCAGAGUAACAUCUAUGAAGCGGAAAGAAAGGAAGCAGAGGAGUCAAUAUAUUAUGAUUCUAAUUACUAUGAAAAUGUUAAUACAAAACAAUCAUUCACUAGAUUAACACCUGAAUCCAGGUUUGGAACCAUAUAA